This is a messenger RNA of Aureobasidium melanogenum CBS 110374, 1371 nucleotides long. RefSeq names its product UBC-like protein. Bases 1 to 1371 code for a protein of 456 amino acids. NCBI's taxonomy places the organism in Eukaryota, Fungi, Ascomycota, Dothideomycetes, Dothideales, Saccotheciaceae. The transcript is spliced from 5 exons. Gene Ontology annotation, cellular component: nucleus. The record is from RefSeq and is a predicted model, not a curated record. Gene Ontology annotation, biological process: negative regulation of apoptotic process. Gene Ontology annotation, molecular function: ubiquitin conjugating enzyme activity; cysteine-type endopeptidase inhibitor activity.
AUGGUCAACAACACAUCUACCAUCCGCAUCUUGAGAGAGAUCAAAGAACUCCAAACUGGCUCAGAUCUUUCACUUGCCGUCGCUCACCUUGACCAAGAUGUCAGUAAUCUGCGCUGCCUAAUCAUCGGCCCUCCCGAAACCCCCUACGAGUUUGGCCUCUUCGAGUUCAAAGUCAAAGUUGGCCCCGCCUAUCCUUCACAACCGCCAACCGUGAGAUGCUUGACAACUAAUUCAGGUCGUUGUCGGUUCAACCCCAACAUCUACGCUUGCGGGAAAGUUUGUCUCAGUAUUCUCGGCACAUGGCGCGGUGAACGAGGCGAACAAUGGAGUAUCGCCCAAGGGCUGGAGAGCGUGCUCAUCAGUAUACAGUCUUUGAUGUCUUGUAAUCCUUACGAAAACGAGCCCGGCUUCGAGACCACCAAAAUCUCUGACAAGGAGGCUGGAGAGUAUGCGCAAAAGAUACACCAUGAGACUCUCAGAAUCACGGUGCUCCAGCGCCUCGAGCAGCUGCUCCAAAUCGAUGACGAUGAUCACACAACGACUGUCGUAGCCCUGAAUACUGCACCUGCCGACUCCGAUGACGAUGGUGUCAAAGAGCAUCACUCUUCAACUGAUGGGAAAGAGGACGGCACGGAUCUCGAGUUCAGCCCUUUCACGGACCUCUUCAAGCGUCGCUUCCUCUGGUACUACGAUGCUUACAUCAAGUCAAUCGACAGCGCCUCAACAAAAGUCAAGGAUGGCAAGCAGUUCGAGCAUGCACCGUUCGAGUACAGCAGUAAUGAGAUGCGUGGCAAAUACGCCUAUACUUCCCUCAGAACACGCUUUGAGCGCGUCUGGCAGGCUCUUGAAGCUGAAAAGAACACUUGGACGAAGAACGGCAAGCAGUUACUCACCGAUCAGCACGGCACAGCCAUGAACCUCCAACAUCAAUUUGAUUCGCUGCGCUCUUACUACGCUGCAAGCGACGGCCCCUCUCUCGAACUCGGUCUCGUUGACGGCAAUCCGUUCGUCUGGACUCUCACUUUCUUCGGUCCCUACGAUACUGACCUUUCGGGCGCAAUCGUCAAUGUUCGCCUACACUUCCCCUUCGACUUCCCAGAAGAACAGCCACGAGUUACGGUCCUUACACCCCUCUUCCACCAUCGUAUCAGCCCUACAACCAAAGCACUUUGCUAUUUUCCGAACAAGCUGUAUGAUGUGCAAAACCACAUUGAGAGCAUCAUGGCUACAAUCGUUGACGAAACACCAUCGUAUGACCCGCGUGCAUUGGUCAACCCUGACGCAUCGGUUCUGCUCUGGGGCGAUGACAAUUGUAAGAAAACUUACAGGCGCAAGCUGCGCAGAAGCGUGAUUGAUUGCGAUGAGCUCUAG